UCUAUAGGGACCAGGCACAGAAACGAUGUCAAGUUCAAAUAUAACUUAGCGGUUGCUACACCAUGCAGAAUCUUUCCACCCCUGCACUCCAAAAACCCAAUCAGACAAGUGGCCGUAAUCUGACUCCCAGGAGCACAGGGAGCUGAGGGGCAGGCAAUGAGAGCUGCACUCUGGCCAGGGGCGGCAUGAGCGACAGACCCGCAGCAAGGCGGUGGCGUAAGUGUGGCCCUUUGUGUAGACGAGAGGACAUCAUGGUGGCCUUCAAAGGGGUCUGGACUCAAGCUUUCUGGAAGGCAGUCACCGCGGAAUUUCUGGCCAUGCUCAUCUUCGUUCUGCUCAGCCUGGGGUCCACCAUCAACUGGGGUGGAGCGGAGAACCCCUUACCUGUGGACAUGGUGCUCAUCUCCCUUUGUUUUGGACUCAGCAUCGCCACCAUGGUGCAGUGCUUUGGCCACAUUAGCGGCGGCCACAUCAACCCCGCGGUGACCGUGGCCAUGGUGUGCACGCGCAAGAUCAGCCUCGCGAAGUCCCUCUUCUAUGUCGCGGCACAGUGCCUGGGGGCCGUCGUCGGAGCCGGCAUCCUCUACCUGGUCACGCCUCCCAGCGUGGUGGGAGGCUUGGGGGUCACCAUGGUUCAUGGAAAUCUCACGGCUGGUCAUGGACUGCUGGUGGAGCUGAUAAUCACAUUUCAGCUGGUGUUUACUAUCUUUGCCAGCUGUGAUUCCAAACGGACUGAUGUCACUGGCUCCAUAGCUUUAGCAAUUGGGUUGUCUGUUGCAAUUGGACAUUUGUUUGCAAUUAAUUAUACUGGUGCCAGCAUGAACCCAGCCCGAUCUUUUGGACCUGCAGUUAUCAUGGGAAACUGGGAAAACCACUGGAUAUAUUGGGUCGGACCAAUCCUAGGAGCUGUACUUGCUGGUGGUCUUUAUGAGUAUGUCUUCUGUCCAGAUGUUGAACUCAAACGUCGUCUGAAGGAAGCCUUCAGCAAGGCCGCCCAGCAAACGAAAGGGAGCUACAUGGAGGUGGAGGACAACAGGAGUCAGGUGGAGACAGAGGACUUGAUUCUGAAACCUGGAGUGGUGCAUGUGAUUGACAUUGACCGUGGAGAUGAGAAGAAGGGGAAAGACCCGUCUGGAGAGGUAUUGUCUUCAGUAUGACUAGAAGAAAGCACUGAAAGCAGACGGGGCCCCUUAGAACUUUCCUCAGAUUUCCUCCCACCCAUUAAGGAAACAGAUUUGCUCUAAGAUUAGACAUGUGCAGGGUUGUGAAUUCAUGUCAUAUUUUUUCAGUUGAAACAACAUAUAUUUCAUUAUUUACCAAGAGGGAAAGGAAAAUAUUAUUGUGAAUUUAAAGUCUCAAAACAGGAAUCGUAAUAAUGUAGCCCCAAAGGAAAUAUACAUCCACUUUGUCUAAUUGCCUUUUAUUAAAAAGCAAUUGAAAAAUGAAGAUCAAGCUUUGGUUAAGGCUUGCCUUACCAAACAUAUAGACACAUUUAUUAUCUAAUACCUCUGCUGUGAGAAAAUUGGUAUUGUCACUUCUCAACUGAAGAUUUUUAUGUGCAUCUUUUGUUGGUGGUGGUGUUUCUUUUGGUGGAGUUGGGAUUUGACCCUACAGCCUCCCAUAUUCAAGGCAAGCACUCCAGCGCUGAGCUAUAUUCCCAGCUAAAGAUUUAUUGUAUAGGAUUCAUUUAACAAUGAAAAAAAUUAAGUAUGUCAAAAUAUCAUGCACAUUCACAGGACGAAAUAUAACAAGUUCUUUUGUUAGCAAUCUCUUAUUAAUAAGCUACCUCUGCAAAAGACACAUUAACAAGGAUCAUUGCCAUUAGAUCAUUUGUAUGUGUUUCAAAUACCCAACUCUUCAUGAUAAUCCUUCUCCCUCCUAAAAAUCCAAAAUAAUGAGACACUAAAACCCAGAAAUUUAGGAAGACUAUUCAGAAACCUUGUACAUGCAUUAAUUCCAUCUCAUAAAAUAUCUGAUAAGAGGGAUAUCUAUUGAGACUCAGACUUGAGAAAUCUUACAGGGGGGUGGGGGAAAGGUUCCCAUCAUAGAAAGAUCAUAAAGGAAAGGAAAAUCUGUCUUCUGCCAUCAAUGGCUGAUCUGUUUUCAGUGCACUAUAUGCAAUGAGCCAGCUGAGCUUUUAACCACUCAACCGUCUGACUUCCUUUUAACAAUUGGUUGACAAAACUGGGGAGUGCGUUUGUAACAUUGACUGUCUAUGCUUAAACACUAGUUGAGACAUGUUUGACAAGCCCUUGACUAGUUGAGUCCUUUUUGUUGGCUUUUAAGCCCUGCUCACUCUAGAACACAUAAACUGUCCUACCCAGUGCUAGCUUCUGCUGCAGUGUCGCUUCUCAUAUUUGUUGAUAAACAUCUUUGCUGCAGAUGAAAGGACAAUUGAGUGAACCAAAGUAAGUGCAAGAGAAGGUCCAACAUUCUGCAGAAUAAGAGGGGGAGGACAUCUGUGUACAGACCUGACUAAAUGAUCAGUCUUUCAUUUGGGAAGACACUGCACACAUAGAGCAACAUGUUUUUAAAGUGUUCUCUUCACAGGCUAGUAUAUUUGUUAAAAAAAAAAAAAAAAAAACUUGUGUUUCCUGCACUGCUUUGUUUUUCAU
Jaculus jaculus (lesser Egyptian jerboa) is the source of this 2615-nucleotide messenger RNA. It is a transcript of the gene Aqp4, whose product is annotated as aquaporin 4. The coding region runs from base 186 to 1157 and encodes 323 amino acids. The record is from RefSeq and is a predicted model, not a curated record. Gene Ontology annotation, cellular component: basolateral plasma membrane; plasma membrane. Gene Ontology annotation, biological process: transmembrane transport. NCBI's taxonomy places the organism in Eukaryota, Metazoa, Chordata, Mammalia, Rodentia, Dipodidae. The transcript has 5 exons. Gene Ontology annotation, molecular function: water channel activity.